AUGGCUAUCGUAUUUGUACACUUACUAAUGACCGCCAGUCGCACCUACGUCCAACCACUGGCUUGGACUGCAGCCAUGCACUUUCCAGUCCCAGAUCCUAAGCGCAGCCGCAUCGCGGAAGCGUGCUCCGGAUCUGUGGCACCGGAUGUACCCUCACUACUUACUAUCGCACCUGAGCUACGCAACCAGAUCUACGAGUACUUACUUGUCGAUCCGAACCCGAUAACGAUCGAGAACGCUGAGGACAUCUCAAACCAGAUCGCCAGAAUCAAGAGGACCAGGAUUAGGAAGACCAGUAACUUCAGCGGAAGCUCUGCCAUUCUUCGUACUUGCCGUCAAGUCUACCACGAAGCAGUCGGCAUUCUUUAUAGCCGUAACUCCUUCCGCUUUCAAUACCAUCUACGCUUCCAGGACGAGGCCGCCGUUGAGAUCGAUAGUCCCCUCGAAGUGUGCACAGGGUGGAUAGACGAUGUCGACUCUUGUCUUCCAAGAUUGCGCACUAUCACCAUCAACAUGGACGUGCCCAUGAUUCCUGCGGAGUCCAGGGACUACGGCUUCGACAAGGAUGUGCGGGAGUGUUCCCGCCAGAGAAUAAACAUCUUGCCAUUACUCGAUGUAUUCUGGAACAGCGACACACGCAACACAUCAGUCAUCUUUGAGAGCUUUGAGAACCUUGUGAACGAUGCACCAGACGAUUCUGACUCAGAAUCUGGGGAGACAGAGCUUGAUGUUGCGUCCGUAACGAAUGUUCUGUCUGAGUUAGGGGGUAAAGAUUCACUGGAUUUGAAGAAAACACGCCGCUUUCUGGGAAGUGUUUAUGUGGAUGCAGCCGGUAGCCAAGGCACCAUUGUCUACCGGUCGACAAGUUACGAAGGCUACAUACAACGCCAGUUCAAGCUAUCUAUGGAGACCCAGAGAUGCGAGAUCGUUUCUUUACGAAACCCUCUGACUCUGUUCGACCUGUCCGAAAAUAUCACCGAUGCUAUCAUCCGGCUUGCACUCGGUGAUCAAGAAUGCACGUACAAUUUCCACACCGGUAUCACGCAUGGACACCAACCCGGCAUGCUUAAAGUCAAUACUCAGCUUCGCAGGCUUGUUGGUUCGUGGUUCCUACGCAAAAUCCGCUAUACCCUGAUCCUGGCUUCUGAUCCCACCCAAACUUCCGAAGCAAUGUUUGAGAGACUUGACCGUCGAAUCGCAGAGAUAUACCAGCAGGAUGAUAUACAGUUCAUUGAAUCACCGCGAGGCUGUCAUCCCGUCUCAGCGAGUGUAUUGCAUAAGAAUGCACCGACGAUCAUCUUGCAGUUUCAUACAAAAGAGUCACCGCAGCUAGCUGCCGUUCACAUCGAUGCAUGGGAUCUUCUGCGUGUCACUUCAGUCUUCAUGGGGACCACUACGAUCAUUGUUCGUGUUUGUGGUAGCCAUAACGAAACCCGAGACUACACUACAAGAUUGGGCGAUAUCCGAAAGAACGCCUACUUGCUUUUGAAGCAUCUAGAGCCCCAAACGGCUGCAGACACCCGCAAGUUACGCGUUCAGGUUGACUUGGAUAGCCAGUGUGUUCCUAUGCGAGCUGCCAUUCUGAAGGUCGACGAAGAUCAGCAGUCCUCCGCAGCGGUCAUCGUGAAGAAUUUGGACUCGGAGGACUUCACGUCGUUGUUUGAUAAGCGCAAUUAUAGGUGGUGGAAGCCAUUGGAUUAUCCAAGGAGCGAUCAAUCAUUCCUGAGGGCCCGAUACUGGCCUGAACAUGACUACGAUCAGGACGAGUGGAAGAACCAGACGAUGUAUACCGUUCUUUGGCGUCUUUAUCGGCUCUGUUACUCAAGUGUAAGGUAA
Molecule: messenger RNA, 1836 nt
Organism: Alternaria arbusti
Lineage: Eukaryota; Fungi; Ascomycota; Dothideomycetes; Pleosporales; Pleosporaceae
Exons: 1
Coding region: 1-1836 (611 amino acids)
Source: RefSeq, a predicted model, not a curated record